GACAGGUUGGAAGCGCUACAAAGGCUGGAACAACAUCUAUGGGUUGGUGUCGGACCCCAAGAAGAGUGAAGAUUGCUGCACCUAUUUGGGAACCUUUGACUCCGUGCAGAAGUGCGAGGACGCGGCCAAGGGAUUUUCAAGCUAUGUUUGGCAUGAGACUGCGGACCCCUCUUGGCUGCGCACCUGCUAUGGGGUUCGAGAGCCCUACGGCUUCCGCCCCGUGUCACAGGAUGGCGUCAUCACAGGUCGAAAGAUGAGCACCAACCUUUGGCGAGCCAACCUCUCAGCCCUCGGCUUGAACAUCGGCGAGGAGGGCUUCCCCGGCCUGCGUCUGAACGGCCAGCGAGCAAUUCGCGCCAAGUAUCCGGAUGGCGCGCCCGAGCGCACUGGGGAAUGGCUGUAUGGUGCUGGCCAAGCAAUGGGAGGUGGCGACUACGUUAACGCCUUCAUCCGUGAUGGUUUCACUUCCUGGACGCCACCUCGCCCCCGCGGCCCCCCGCAGGAUCUGGUCGUCGGCAGCUCCGAUUGGCCUGGCGUGGAGUGGCCCAUGACUUCCCCUGAUGGAUCCACGAGAUGGACCGGUGAGGGGGACUUCGGAGAGUUCUACAUUGGCGUUGGUGGGAACUGCGAUGAUGUAACACCGUCCGUGGGAUACUGGUGCGGGUCCAAAGCACCACGGGGCAUCAUCACCCACAACUCCCCUUCCGGCAUCGACAAGGAGAACUACUCGAGCCUGUCUAGUACGAAGCCUGUGGUGAGUGCCUGGCGCGGCGGAGACGUCCUAGAAUGUGACGAUCUGGUGCUCACUGAGAAUCAAGUGCCCGGUGGUGAAUCAGGGGCCCGCUGCCUCCUCAGUUGCGAGUUGAAAGUUUCGGGCUGCAAAGGGCACAAUGAGUUCGGGUUUUCCUGGCAAUUUCUGGUUGACGCGGUCCACGGAGAGUCUCUGGUAUUUUCACCUCAUCGCGGUGGCAAUCAGGGAGGUGAGGGCGUGAACUACGGCGGGCAGUGGUGGAUUGAGAACGUCCUGGAGGAGUGCGAUGCUCCCAACGAGUUCUUCUAUGAUCGCCGCAGUCAGUCUUUGUACUUCUCCUUCAACGGCACAGACACAGUCCCAGACGGCACAGAGCAGUGGGUCUUGCCUGUAACCCAGGUCUUAUUCAACAUCACCAGCUCGCACAGCAGCAUUCGUGGUCUUGAAGUGCGCGACUCCAUGAUCACCUACCUGGAACCGCAUGGCCUGCCCUCAGGGGGCGACUGGGCCCUGGAACGCCUGGCUGCCAUUAUCCUCCGUGAUGCCUCCAACAUCACUGUGGCCGACAACUUGUUGACCAAGCUGGAUGGGAAUGGUAUCUUCUUAGAUGGAGCCGUGAAAAAUGCCAGCCUACUUCAUAACGAGUUCUCCUACAUCGGGAGCUCCGCAAUGGCUGCGUGGGGCUACACUGGAGAUUGCCUCAAUGAGAACUGCUCACUGAAGCUGCCGACGGGCUCCGGCAUGGGCCCGGACGGUCGUAGCAUGCGCGUGCCAUGGGGCACUCAGGUAAAGUCCAAUCUGGUUCGAGAGAUUGGGAUUUGGCAGAAGCAGUCCUCGAUGUGGUUCCAGGCAGUGACUGCCGAGACUGAGAUCUUGGGCAAUGUGCACUUCAAUGGGCCUCGUGCAGGAAUCAACUUCAACGAUGGUUUUGGCGGAGGCGAUCUGAUUGAGGGCAAUGUUAUUGGUAACUGCGUUCGCGAAUCUGGGGACCAUGGUCCUUACAACAGCUGGGAUCGAGUUCCUUACAUCACCACACUGCGCACUGGUCGUCCGUCCAUCCUGCCCAAGACGAGGCACUUGACAAGAAAUCUCUGGUUCGGCACGUACAGCACACAGGAAGGUGUGGACACUGAUGAUGGCUCAUCUUACCUGCUUCAAGAUUUCAACGUGUUUGCUUAUGGCGCCAACGGCCUGAAGAAUGACUUCGGUGGGCAUGACAACCAUCAUCAGCACAAUAUGUACCUUUUCGUGGAUGCCUGCUGGGGUGAGGGUUUUGCAGCAGGGCAUCCUGAUGGCACUGCCAACAACGAUAUCUUUGCCAGCAAUCAGUGCUUGCUGAAAGUUGGUGGAUGGUACGGGUCUGAUUGCGGCAACAACCCAAAGGGCUUCCAGACACACAACAACAGCGUCUACACCUCAGAUGGGACGCUGAAAGUGUGUGGCGGCAAAGAUCUCAACGAGUACGUGAAGUCUGGGCAUGAUGCAGGCUGCUGGGUUAGGAGUCUAGGUCCCUGA
Molecule: messenger RNA, 2266 nt
Organism: Symbiodinium pilosum
Lineage: Eukaryota; Dinophyceae; Suessiales; Symbiodiniaceae
Source: the annotation of a GenBank genome assembly